Podarcis lilfordi (Lilford's wall lizard) is the source of this 36401-nucleotide messenger RNA. Lineage: Eukaryota; Metazoa; Chordata; Lepidosauria; Squamata; Lacertidae. The record is from the annotation of a GenBank genome assembly.
GGUUUGGGCCGGCGGAUGUGACGUCGACAGCGGCGACCAGAGGCGGAAACUCUUGUGAGGGGGGCGAGGCUGUUCGAGGAGUCCGUUUUAAUGAAGAACCUCGCGGGCGGCGUUAAGGCCAGCGUAGGUAUCGAGGCGUAAGCCGCUUUGUGAGGCCUUCCCGAAAAGUAAUAUAUAAAUAUUGUAGAGAAAUGGCAAUAAAUUGAAUAAAUAAGCUUUCAUGAGCUAUAGGCCACUUUUUAUGAGAAACAUGAAGUGAUGUAUCCGAGUGUGUAGGUGCGUGUUUACGGCUAGCAUAACAAGAGCAGUUGGGAAUCUGCUGAGGGGAUCGGUUCACCUCUUCCUCUACCCUCUUUGGCCCAAUAUGAAUCGGCACAUUGUAAUCAACUACACGUCCGCCACGUUAGGUGACUAACUUUAAGUACCUGGCAAAGUAGGUUGUGACCCAUGGAAGCUUAUUGGAGGAAUCUGCACAGGAGCGAAGAGGAGGAGAUCUCAAAAGCACGUUCAGGAAAUUACAGUGAAGCCCAAUUUCAUUUUUAAGUAGCAGGACUUACUCAGAGGUAAGAAUUCGCCCCUCUCCUUGUACAUUUCUUUUGGGGCAGAGAUCCUGACUUUGUCUUAAACUGAAGUUCCCUAUUACAAAAAGAAGAAAAGACCAACUAAGUUUUUUAUUGGUAUGAGCUUUCACGUUCACGCACACUUCUUCUGAUACAGUGGUACCUCUAGAUACGAAUGGGAUCCGUUCCGGAGCCCCGUUCCUAUCUAGAAGUAAACGUAACUAGCGACGGCACGUCUGUGCACGCACGCGUCGCUUUUCGCCGCUUCUGCGCAUGUGCGUGAUGUCAUUUUGAGCGUCUGUGCAUGCGUAAGCAGCAAAACCCGGAAGUAACGCACGCCGUUACUUCCGGGUUGCCGAGGAGCGCAACUCAAACGUGCUCAACUCGAAGCAUCUUCAACCCGAGGUAUGACUGUACACUGAAACAGAAGUCAGAAGACCCUUAUAUAUAGUGAGAGGGUGGGAAGGGGUAUUACUCAGAAGGGUGGUGGGAGUGGGUGAUUAUGUUCAAACCCUGUUUUGUGUCAAAUAAUCUGCUUAUUAUCCUGGUUAGUUAACCAACAUUAUGCUGGUUUGUGUGCCGCCGGAAAUUCUGCUUUAAAACAAGCCCUGUGAGGGAGAGGAGUGUGGCGGGGUGUGGGAAGGAAUAUACCAGCUCAGAAUUGGUUUCCAGCUUCAUAAACUGGUUUGUGGGAUGUACAUCUGAACAAAGCCAUUCAAUCAAAUGCCCCUCAAGAAGAACCAUACUAUUCUAAAUGCAUUAGUACUUAAUGCACUGUUUUUAGGGCACCUUGGGAGUCUUUACUUCUCUUUAUUUAAACAGUAGCAUAUAUUGUAUCUCGAUAAACUUGCUAAUUUUUAAGGUACCAUAAGACUUGUUAAUACAUGUAGGAAUUCACGUUAAAUCUUAGUAUACUCGGAGAAGAGUAUACUAAGUGAACAGUUUCUUCAACAGUUUUCAAUAUGUGUAGCAUUAUUCCGUAAUAUAGGGACACGGGUGGCGCUGUGGGAUAAACUAGAGAGCCUAGGACUUGCCAAUCAGAAGGUCGGCGGUUUGAAUCCCCGUGAUGGGGUGAGCUCCCAUUGCUCAGUCACUGCUCCUGCCAACCUAGCAGUUCGAAAGCAUGUCAAAGUGCAAGUAGAUAAAUAGGUACCGCUCCGGCAGGAAGGUAAACGGUGUUUCCGUGCACUGCUCUGGUUCGCCAGAAGUGGCUUAGUCAUGCUGGCCACAUGACCGAGCUGUAUGCCGGCUCCCUCGGCCAAUAAAGCGAGAUGAAUGCCACAACCCCAGAGUCGGUCACGCCUGGACCUAAUGGUCAGGGGUCCCUUUACCUUUACUAUUGCGUAAUAUAUGUGAAUUAGCUUUUAGAAUGCUUCAGAUUUGAUAUAGAUGCUAAAUGUUAAUUUGCUAUUCUUUGCUUAUUUUGCCCUCACAAAAACCUCAGUUUGAGAGGGAAUAGCUUUUCCAAGGAUGCUUGGCUAAUAGCAAUGAGAGAAAAUAGUUUUCUCACUUCAUUUUAAAGACUUACAAGGAUUCAUCACUAAUAACUGAUUUGCAGCUCAUGAGGAAUUCAGAUUUGCUGUAUGUACACCAGUGUUAGUUGCCUGUAAAUACUUUCAUACAUGUGCCAUAAACUGUGAUUGUGUUGUAUAGUGUAGGGCGUGUGUCAUGCUUUCUUGCUUUAUGGCAUGAAUAAGACAAGGCAAACUGUUCCCACAUGUCAGAAACGAAUUGGGCCUUUUGGGUUGUGGUGCCAAGCCUCUGAAAUACCCUUUCUCUUUCCGUCUGGGGGGGGGGGCUAUGCCUUAUGACCUUUGGAAAGAGGUUGAAAACAUUGUUCUCCAAAGCUUUUAAUGAAACCGAGCACUGUUUCUUACUCUGACAUCGUUCGUUGUUUCUUUCAAUUGUUAAUUGUUUUAACUGUUCUUACCUUGCUUUUUGUGAUUUUAUGAGGCAAGAUCAAAAUACUUCAAAUCAGGAUUAGGGAUCAGCUGGUCAGCCCCAAUCACCAUGGCCAAUGGUUACGGAUAAGGGAGUUCUAGACCAAGAACAUUUCGGCAGACAUAGGCUUUCCUCAUUCCUGCUUUAGAUCAAUAACAUACAUUUGUUGCAACAUUGUGAAUUAGCCUUGAGCAUGAUUUUUAAACUGGGGUUCCUGAAUCCAAUCUUAGAAUCAUAGAGUUGAAAGAGACCACAAGGGCCAUCGAGUCCAACCCCCUGCCAAGCAGGAAACACCAUCAGAGCCCUCCUGACAUAUGGUGGUCAAGCCUCUGCUUAAAGACCUCCAAAGAAGGAGACUCCACCACACUCCCUGGCAGCAAAUUCCACUGUCGAACAGCUCUUACUGUCAGGAAGUUCUUCCUAAUGUUUAGGUGGAAUCUUCUUUCUUGUAGUUUGGAUCCAUUGCUCCGUGUCCGCUUCUCUGGAGCAGCAGAAAACAACCUUUCUCCCUCCUCUAUGUGACAUCCUUUUAUAUAUUUGAACAUGGCUAUCAUAUCACCCCUUAACCUCCUCUUCUCCAGGCUAAACAUGCCCAGCUCCCUUAGCCGUUCCUCAUAAGGCAUCGGUUUCCAGGCCUUUGACCAUUUUGGUUGCCCUCCUCUGGACACGUUCCAGUUUGUCAGUGUCCUUCUUGAACUGUGGUGCCCAGGACUGGACACAGUACUCCAGGUGAGGUCUGACCAGAGCAGAAUACAGUGGCACUAUUACUUCCCUUGAUCUAGAUGCUAUACUCCUAUUGAUGCAGCCCAGAAUUGCAUUGGCUUUUUAGCUGCCACGUCACCCUGUUGGCUCAUGUCAAGUUUGUGGUCAACCAAGACUCCUAGAUCCUUUUCACAUGUACUGCUCUCAAGCCAGGUGUCCCCCAUCUUGUAUUUGUGCCUCUCAUUAUUUUUGCCCAAGUGCAAUACUUUACAUGUCUCCCUGUUAAAAUUCAUCUUGUUUGUUUUGGCCCAGUUCUCUAAUCUGUCAAGGUCGUUUUGAAGUGUGAUCCUGUCCUCUGGGGUGUUAGCCACCCCUCCCAGUUUGGUGUCAUCUGCAAAUUUGAUCAGGAUUUACUGGUGUCCCAACUAUAUCUUGAUGUUGAUUCCAGGGCUGAUAUAGAAUUGGUUCCUGUUCAGCAAGGAAAUUAAUUUUAGUUAAAAAUAAGCAUGCACACCACAAAUAUGUUGUGCAAUCCUAUGCUUUUUAUUUAGAAGUAUGUCACCCUGAACUAAUCAGGGCUUACUUUCUAGCAAGUUUGUUGAGGAUUGCAUUAUUAGUUCUCUUAAGCUAAGGUCCUUUCACUGUGAACAUGUUUAAAUAUGCUCUCCCUCCUCCCCAACUGUGUUUUCUUUGAACCGUUUUCCAUGUUAUAGAAGAUGCUCUGUGAGUUUCUACAGUGUAAGUGACUUUUGACUGUUUACCCUUCAUAGCACUGGGUGGGCUUUGGAAACGCUGGGGUCUGAUGUGACUGCUGUUCUCAGAAUAGCAACAUGCCCCAAGGCAGCAAACAGGUUUCUCUUCGUUUUAUAAGCAACAGCUAAUUUUGCAUGAAUAUGAUUAAGUGUUAGUAAGGGCAGGUUAACUGUCAAUGCGUGGGGUUUUUGUCAUUUAUUUUGGAGCCUUAGGGCAGUAAAACAAAAAGUUAUUUUGCCUCAAGCCACUGUAGUCAGAGAAGACUUAAGUUCUGGAGAAUCCUCGUUGUAUUGAUAUUUGUCACUUCAAUGCAAAUGUCUGCUUUUCAUUUUUCUUUCUUUCUUUUUUAAAUAGUUAAAAUUCUUUUUUUUACACAAGGUUAGAGAGCUCCCAAGACAGUCUUGUUUGAACAUACCACAGGUAAAAGAUGCAUUAAGGAAGAUCUUAAGAUUUUGCUUGUUGGUUAAACUUUAUGAAAUUCUACCCACUGGAGGCCUUAUGAACCCUCAGUGGUGCUUUUCUUUUGAAGCAGCUUGUGCAAUACACUUUUGCUUUUGAAAAAUGUAAGCUGGAUCCUGUGCCCAUUUAUCCACCAGAGUAAUUACGUAUCUGUGUGAGUUCUGAAGUAUGGAGGGCAUAUGCCCCAAAGGCAGCGUGACCUUGAGGUGCUUUCAUAUUGCUUGUUAUAUUUUCAGCUCUCCAGGAAAGCUUUAGCUCAGUUCUUCAGAACAGCAUUUUGAUUGCGGUGAGAAAUUUGAAAACAAGAUGACAGUGUGUCUGAAAAGCAUGGUGACAAGUAAUCAAACCCCAUUCAUUUUACUUUCUCUUCCUUUUAAUUUUGUGCACACUUCAUUACUUUUAAAAGCAUUCCAUUUGAAAGGGUGCAAGUAGUCUUUAUUCGUGAAAUGAAUGGGGUGUUGUGCUUGCAGAAGGAUGUACGGCUAAAAUGUUCAGCAUUUGCUUAGAAGAUUGUAUGUCAUAUUGAAGAGGGCUAAAUAUGUAUUGGGUAAAAAAAAAGAACUAGAAUUUAAUUUCAUUGAUGGCUGUAGAGAAAUGGCUCAAAACUAAUGUUGGUCCAUUCUUACGACUUGCACAUUGUUCUUGUUAAUUAUAGUCAGGUGGUGCCAAUGCCAGAUAGUGUUCUCCACUACCCGCAAUAAAGUUAUUUGGAUUGGUUUGGAUUGGUAGAUGGAGGAAGGCAGGUAUGCCUACAGAAGGGUAGCUGAUUAAUCUCAGUCUCGUUUCCUGCCCAUGCUGUUGGCUUACCUGAACAUAAUUAUCGUUGCCGUGAGAAUAAGCUUUUUGGUUCCUGUUGCAGACACCUGUUAAUUUUGUGCUUUAUCUUCACUAAGUUAGAGUGAAACGAAGUUUAUUCCUGUUGUAUUUUGUUUUGCUAAUGCAGAAUAGAACAUUACACGUCUGCAAAGAUGAAAAGAAAAGUGGCCAAAGCUGUGGGACUUAGACUUAGUCCUAAUGAAGAAGCUCAGCUGCUGAAAGAAGAACAUGAAAGGAGAAGGAAAUUAAGGUUACAGCAGGUGUGUUUGCAUUGUUGGGAAUGGUUUUCCUUUAGGCCAGAGUUUCCCAAGCUUGGGUUUCCAGACUACAGGUCCCAUCAUCUUUGACCACUGGUCCUGCUAGCUGGGGAUGAUGGGAGUUGUAGUCCCAACAACAGCUGGAGACUGUUGAGAGAAGAGCUGUCCGUUGUGUCACCAAGACACCAGAGCACUUCAGCCACAUAUACUUUCCCACUCAGGAGCAAAAAAGGGUAGAGGGAACUUGACUACAGUGUUGCUGAGGUGUCAGCUACACAAGGUCAAAUUAGCUAGGGAUGAUAGGAGUUGUAGUUCCAAAACAUCUGGAGGGCCGAGUUUGCCUAUGCCUGUUCUAUUUCCUUGUUGCUGGCCCUCAUUUCACAGGUGCCCUAUUUGUCAAGAAGCAGAUAGCGGUCUAGCAUAGUAAAGCAAGUGGGUUUAAGUAAGGUGAACAAAGAAUUCAAGUAAAAUAACAAUUUAAAAAGAAGUCUGCAGUCCUCUACAAAAUAUAAAAUCAUCAACAAAUAUAUUUUUCCCUCCAGGUUAGAGAGCAGGAGAAGAAUAUUGCUUUGCAGAUAAGGCAAGAUGUUAAGCAGAGAAGAGAUGAGCAGCUGCAUCAUUUGGCAGAAGAACUGAAAGCAGAGUGGCAAAGAGCACAAGAUGAAAAGAUUCAUGCCUUGGAAAAGCUUUAUCUGUCAAGCUUAAGAGCUAUAGGAGAAGGGCAUAGACAAGCAAAGGAAAAUGUAGGUAAAUUAUGGCUGUGAUACUAUAGCAACCAAGACUUUCUGCAAAUAUCUACUCAACUGACUGAAAUUAGAAAAGCUGUAUAUUUUACUAAUAUAUAUGUAAUCGUGUACUAAUAAAACAAGUUGGCAGGUGUUUCUAUUUUCUUACAUCUGUAUAUGUGAAGGAAGACAUAUGGAAAUUUAGACUCUAUGAAUUUAUGUGCCAUACAUUUAAACAUGCAAAUGGAGCAAAAUAAGGCAAAUAGUUAAAUGUUGGGCAGGUGUAAAAAGAUGGUAGUACACAGCUGUGCUGCAGGCUUCAGUUUUGUUUGUCAAGGGGGGGUGGCACUACUUAAUCUGUUGAUAAUCGAAGUAUGUUAAAUCCUAGGAUAAGUGGAGCUGUGAAAUUGUUCAACUUGUAUAUUGAAGAGGCAGCUAAUGACAAAUUAGUGGAUUUGAAAUUUAUAAUGAUCAUUGGAACCUUUGAAAGUGAAUGAAUGGGGAAAUGGUGUGGAACGCUGAUAUUUACAAAGAUGCUCCCAUACUGAGAAUAAACCUUGCCCUUUUAUCAGUGCAAAAUAUUAAUGCCAUCAGCAUUUUGAUCAUUAAACGUCCACUUAAAGUGAAGCAAGUACUUAACAUAGCACCAUCUAUAGAGACAAAGAAAAGGUAUUAGAGUAAAAUUCCAAAACUUUCAAUGGAAUUAGAAAAUUCCAUUUUACUCAUAAGUUGAUACAGUAGCUUUACUCUGGUGGGUCCUGCUUCAGUAGCAAUGAGUAUAGACCCAGUCCUGGUGGAAAGGCAGCCAUUAGAGCUAACACUAGCUCCACAGCACAUUUUGAUGGCAAAAUUAUUCCUUAGAUUGAGCCCCUGCAAACAUUUUCUCUUAAAAGCUGGCACAAAGACAGGUCAUGACAUCUGCACAAAAGGGAAGUUUACCUGACGUCUUAGAUACACUUUAAAGCUGUUUGAAUUAAAAUUCUGAUGUUAAUUUGUUUCUAUGACAAUCGUUCAACAUAUACAUUUAAUCUCAAAGGAACCGGAUUUGGAGGCUCUGGCCAAGCUGGCAAAGGAAAGGAAACAAAGAGCAGAAAAGAGGCAUAAGGAAGCGCUAAAGGAGCAGAAAAAUAAAAAAGAGAAGUUGCUGAGGGAGCAAACAAGGUAAAUUGUACAUAAAAUGAACCUUCACUGCUUUAAUGUCCCAAAGUCUCUUGCAUGUGUGCAUACGUAGGGUUGCACCUGGGUUCAUGCGUUCAAGCUUUCUAGCCCCCUGCACAGCCCAAUAGUGUCUCUUGAGUUGGGGCUGCAGCAGAAGGCUGAAUUGUUAAAGGGGGAGGGCAUGGGGCUGCCUUGUUUUAGCAUGUGCCUUUCUGCUUACUCGUACUUUUGGCAGAACUUCUCAGUAAUUAUUAGGAAUUGCAUUUUCUGAAGAAUAUUACGGCUGUUGUUUUUGGAGGGUUUUUUUUUGGUUUUUUUUUGCAUUUCUGAUAGAUUUCAACACAAGAAAAAAACAAAACAUAAACCCCCAAAAGUAAUAGGGAGGAAAAAUUACAUAUUACAUAUUCUAUUACAUUAAAAAACAACAACGAUCAUUGAUGGACUUCCCUUCCUGUCCUUCCAUGGUUCCUUUUAACUUCCGCUUCCUGAGAUACUCCUUAUAGCCCAAUCCUAUGUGUUUUCAUUCUGCAUUAUGACUUGCUGAAUUCAUUGACGCUUGCGUGCAGUUGUGCAUGGAAUUACCAUCCUAACAGCAUUGGAUUUCUGUUUUGGUCUAAGGACUGCAGUAGCUGUGCAUUUAUUUAUUGCAUUUAUUUUCCCCACCUUUUGUCAUAGAGCUCAAUUGGUGUACAUAGGUUCCCUCCUGCCCAUUUUAUCCCCGUAACAACCCUGUGAGAUAGGUUAGGCUGAGAGUGAGUGACUGGCCCAAGGUCACACAGUGAGCUUCAUGGCUGAGUGAGGACUUGAAACCUGGUCUCCUAGGUUCUAGUCUGACACUCUAACCAUUACUGGCUCUUGUCUACAGACUAGCCUUCCCCAACCUGGUGCCCUUCAGAUGUUUGUGACUACAACUUCCAUAAUUUCUGUUGGCCAUGUUGGUGGGGGUUGUAGCCCAAAGCAUGUGGCAUAGACUAGCCUAUUCCUUUUUGUGGGAAUUGGAAGGACAACGUAACAAAGGGAACUGAGUCAAAAUAACCUGCAGGGCAUUGUGGGAAGUUGCAUUCUGCCCUCUGGUUCUCACCCUUUUUAAAAACACUUGUCACUGAGUUGGAUAACAGCCUACUGCCUCUUAGUUUUAUUCUUGAAAUUCAGUAUAUAGCCAACUAAUAAAAAUAUUGAUGUUUUACUAUUUGUUUGAUUUAACCAUGCACAAAAUCUGAUUUGAAUGUCUUAUUUCUUGCUUUCCCCCUUCUAAACAAGGAGAGCAAACGCACGGAAGAAUGCAUUGGAUGUAGAAAAAGAGAGAGCUGCUAAAAUUGCAAGCCUACCGCCUCCUCCUCCUCCCCCCUUUGAAGUGAGUAUUCUUUUCAGAAACUUUAAAAGAUGUUGGAGCCUAGCUGAUUAAAAGUCUCAUCAUAGGGACUAAUGCAUUCCUUUUUUUAAAAAAAAAAGUGUUUUUUUUUUUAAGUUUAAGAGGCCUAGAAGUUGGUUUAUACAAGAACAACAGAUAGCAUGUGUUGAAUGGCAUGACCCCCUACGCUUCCCCCAAGUCUGUUAUGGAGGGUCAGGAUUGACCCAGAACAGCGUGCAGUGAAAGGACAAGAGGGGUGGGGAGUUGCCAUCUGGCAAUCAGAAAUGCUUGUACUGCCAUCAGAAGAGUGCAGUGUUGAAUUCCUCCCAUCGUUCUUCCUGCCUCUGAAAAUUACAUGCUGGAGUUAAUCUCGUGAUAGAUUUCUUUUUCUGGUUAAUAUGUUACCUUUUGAAAUACACUGAUGUAGCAUGUCGGCUAAGAGAGUGAACUAUAAUGGAGAGCCCACAAUUAAAUAUUGCCUAAACUGUACAUGCACUGAGCAAUUUUUGGCAGUCAUUAUUUCUUGGCCUCCACCUAUGAUCUGCACUAUAGGGAUGGCAAGCAGUCGUUGGCGGAGCAAUAGCCGCCUAUUAGCCACACCCUUAUGAGGGGGAUGCAUUGAUGGAGCUGAUCAGUAGAUUUGUACAGCACCUUACCCAUCUCCCUCCAGGUGAAGGGAGAUCAGAAAACCCCCAGUGCCCUGUUAACCUCCUGGGUGGUCGUACUGUCUCCUCUUACUGAGUGGGUUUCGUAAGGGUCAUUGGUAUAUUGCAUGCACAGUGCUUUUAGUUCAUUGAAGAGGUAUUUGUUAGGGAUAUGUAUGUUCCCCAAGAUUUGCCUUGUACUUGAAAAAUAAUAAUUUGUUUAUAAACAGAUCAUUUUUAAUCUGUUUCCGAAUUGCUCUGUUCUCUCUCCACUUCGAUCUGCGUUUUGGGUUCACUAUAAUUGGGAAUCUAAAAAUGCCUAUAACAUUUUGCCCCUUUAGACCAAAGUGGAUGAAAUUUUCAGGCACAGGGACCCUUCCAAAGUGGAUUAAGCCUGCCACACUGCAGACAAAUAUGUCCAGGGCUUCGGUAGGGGAAGUGAAAUGGAUUCACUUUUCUCCAUAAUCGCUAGGGGAUAGGGAGUUUGUCUCUUUUUCUUAUUGUAAAAUAAUUAAGAGGUGACCAGGUGGUGUUUGUUUUUACUUGUACACUUUUAAAAACUCUGCAGCUUCACACUGUCUUUUCAUUUUUGGUGCUUUCUGCUCUGGUAUGCCUGGCAUGUAUUCAAUAGGCCUGACAAUACAGUGGUACCUCGGGUUACAUACACUUCAGAUUACAGACUCCGCUAACCCAGAAAUAAUACCUCGGGUUAAGAACUUUGCUUCAGGAUGAGAACAAUAAUCAUGCUCCAGUGGCGCGGUGGCACCAGGAGGCCCCAUUAGCUAAAGUGGUGCUUCAGGUUAAGAACAGUUUCAGGUUAAGUACGGACCUCCGGAACAAAUUAAGUACCGGUACUUAACCUGAGGUACCACUGUAUGAGGUUAGCUCUGUUUAUCCAUGCCCCCCCCCGCCCAACAAAACAAUGUAGGGUUUUGUUUUUUGUUUUUUAAGAAGGUACAUGAAGCUUUUAACUAAAAAAAAUUCCUUCACUGCUGUGUUUUUUAUAUUGCCUUUCUCUAUUGUGAACUGCCCUGAGAUCUAGGGAUGAAGGGCGGCAUACAUAUUUAAUUAAUAAUACAGUCAUAUCUCAUGUUACGGCCGCUUCAGGUUACGCGUUUGUGGGUUGUGGACUGUGGGAAACCCGGAAGUACCAGAACGGGUUACUUCCGGGUUUCGCCGCAUGCGCAGAAGUGCUAAAUCGCGCUUCACGCAUGUGCAGAAGCACCAAAUCACGCCAGCACAGACGCGGCACUUCAGGAUGCAAAUGCUGCGGGUUGCGGACGUGCCUCCGUCACGGAUUACGUCCACAAUCCGAGGUUCCACUGUAAUAACAAAAACAAUCCCGAGCUCUUCAGUGCUCCACAGACAACAUUUUGGAUAGCCUUAUUUCUGCAAAGCUCAGGGUUUAAAAAAGGAUGAAGACUCUAGGAAAAUAGAGAGGUAUACGGAAUAGAUGUGAUACAGUGACAAAGGCUUUGCUGGGAUCCUGAUUUGACCCAGGGUUAUUGACAUGUUGCUUUGACUUGGGAUGGGGAGAACUCCUGAAUCACCUAUAUUUGUCUUCUUAUUUGACCUUCCUACAGAACUAUGCACACUUCUAGUAUUUAUUGUGCUGAUCUCUAGCUACGCUGCACUUCCAAUUUUUUGGGGGGGGAAACCCCCAAACAUUAGUAUAGUAAUAAUGACACAUAUAUAUUCACACAAUCUUAAACCCUCAUAUAUGGGAAAAUGUGAAGUUCUUACAGACAUGCCUAAAUCUCUCACUUUGGUCAGUUUUGGUGGGAGUUUGGAGACAUCUGUCUUUAGAUGGGUUUUACAUUGUUUGUAAUGGGUGACCUUGUACUGUUCAUGUUCUUGGUUGUUUAGCACAGCCAUCCUAUUAAAACAGUUUUAUUCUUCAAACUUUUCAGAAUAUUGAGUUGAAGAGUGUUUCUACAGUGAAAGUCUGUGAUACUGACACUUUUUCGAUUACUCGCCAUCAUCUCUGUGAUCUUCACCAUCAUCUCUGUGAACCAUAUGUAGAUAGAGAAAUGAACAUAGACCAGGUGACUGAUUUUUACUUUGCAUGUGGCAUACUUUGUGUAACAGCAGUAGCAGUAUUCCAGAAGCACUUGCUGAUUUUUUGCUGUCUGUUGUGGAAAAUUGACAAUCGGCAUUAAGCAUUGGGAAGCACAAAUAUUUGCCUUUCUGUUGUUCAACAGUUGGAAUCCCAGUGUCCUUCUGGAUUAUAGCCACUUUUUUUCUUGUGGGUAUGGAAUUCGUAAGUGGAAUACUUGAAAUUAACGUAUGUCAUUCCUGCAAAAACAAGUAUUAAAACUGGAGCUUUUCUUACUGAAAACCUGUAAAAGUUUGAGACUGUUGAUGCCUUACUUGCAAAAGAAAAUGAAGACAAUUUUUGGUCAUGCUGUUUAUGUUCGUCUAUAUCAGGCAUAGGCAAACUCUGGCCCUCCAGAUGUUUGGGACUACACUUCCCAUCAUCCCUAGCUAACAGGACCAGUGGUCAGGGAUGAUGGGAAUUGUAGUCCCAAACAUCUGGAGGGCCAGAGUUUGCCUAUGCCUGGGCUAUAUCAUAGAACCUAAAUAGCAAGUCCUUAAAUAAGUUUGUUUCACCCAAUUUUCCUUGUUACCAUGCAUGUCUGUGGGAAAUGGAACUUACCUUCUGCAUGAAAGCAGAUGCUCUACUGCUGAACUGCAACCCCUUCCCUCAUUAAAUGAAGUGGAAUAUUUGAAAAUUCAGGACACACAAAAGGAAGCACCACUUCAACAUGGUAUUCAACUGGGGGGAGUGCUGCUUCCAUUUGGUUGGCCAUUGCACAAACAGGGUCCUGGACAAGAUGGGUCUUUGGCCUAAUUCAGCAGGCUCUUCUUAAGUUCAUGUGUUCUCUGCCUCUCAUUGUUUCCUUCUUCCCACUAUUUUGUGUUUAACUCUAGCAGCAGUUUCUCAUUUGAUUAAACCAGAAGCAGGGACGUCAUGCUCUUAUAGCAGGCUCUUAUGGGGUCCUUCGGAGGUCCCCAAUAUAUUCUGCUGCAGUCCUCCCACACCUCACACAAUUUACUGAAUUAUUUUCCAUUCUGCAGAGCUGUUGCCCUUAGUAGGGCACACAGUUGCUGCUCUGUUAGGCUGUGCCACUGAAUCAGUUGCCAGACUGAACAGUACAUUAUUUCCUUAUAGUUUACUGUCUAAUUGAGGUUGAAAUCACAGAGACUUGACAUAUUGUUUGAGGGCCACCCUUGGGUAGUUGGGUGGGGAAGUUAGUCCCAAAUGUAUUUGGGUUCAAUACCUUUUACCUGGGGACACGGGUGGCGCUGUGGGUUAAACCACAGAGCCUAGGACUUGCCGAUCAGAAGGUCGGCGGUUCGAAUCCCUACGACGGAGUGAGCUCCCAUUGCUCGGUCCCUGCUUCUGCCAACCUAGCAGUUUGAAAGCACGCCAAAGUGCAAGUAGAUAAAUAGGUACCGCUCCGGCGGGAAGGUAAACGGUGUUUCCGUGCGCUGCUCUGGUUCACCAGAAGCGGCUUAGUCAUGCUGGCCACAUGAGCUGUACGCCGGCUCCCUCGGCCAAUAAAGCGAGAUGAGCGCCACAACCCCAGAGUCACAACCCUAAUGGUCAGGGGUCCCUUUACCUUUACCUUUUACCUACAAAACUAUACUUAUGGGUAUAGUCUUUUGAGGCACCGUAGAACUUGUAAUUCCUAACUUGUUGCUGGUUGACUCCCAGCCAGAUGCUCGGUUAGUAGCCAAGGUGGAAGCCAAACGGAAGGAAGGACUGCAAAGCAAUGAAGAGAGAGAGAGGAGAGAACAGCAAGAAAAAGCUCGCCUAAGAGGGAAGCAUGCCUUGAAGAUGGUCCGUCUUGCACGGGUAAGCAAAGUAGAAACAUUCUCCCAACAUCAGAUGAGUAAUAAUAGCAAAUUGGGCACUGUAUAUUUAAUGAAUUCAAAGUACAAUCACCUAACCUUUCUCCAGAAAGAUUCUGAAAUAAUGGAUUGUUUAAAGUUCAAGCCCUUAAAGCGUUCGUAGUGCUUAUCCUCAGUUUCUAGGUUCACGGUGUGCAAUGUUCUUUCCACUGUCAAAGAUGAAAUAUAGUUGAACAUUUAGAAAGCCACGCUGAAGUAAUUCAGGCCUCAGGGUAGGUAAGGUUUGGCAUUUGUGGGCGUAAGAUUGAUGAAACGCAAAGCAUUCUAAUAUAUGGGAGAAGAGGGUUGUUGUUUUUAACUGCAUUGUGCAGGUACUUCAGAGUUGAACUUCAAUACAGCUAGAAUUCUUUUCAGCAUGACCUACUUUCACAGAAUGUAGCUACCUAUUCAGGUGUAGUUACACAAAGAUAUAAAGGAGCGGAUCCUGAGUUCAGUCAGUGGAAGGAAGCUUGCAGAAGGAGUUCAUUCUUGCUUCUUCCAUAAAAGCCCUCCUGAAAGGUGCCUCUACUCAGUUUUCAGCAGUUCCCCUGUCUGCCAACUCAGCACCCAAGCAUAAUAAAAAAGUGUACCGUGUUGAAAAUCACAAUGGAAUUAAGUCUAUUAAAGAAAUGAAGGCUUUAAAGCUAAUGUAAAAAGCAGGUAAAAUCAAUGCACUUGUUUCCAGUGUUUCACUUACUUGGGGGUUGUCCUGUAGGUCUGACUUCUAGUGGGUACUAAGAGGUGACAUAUUAAAAAGCCCAACCCUUGUUCUCUCUGCUCUAUAACUUCAGCUUCCUGCAUUUGAGAUUUAUUUCUCGUGGCUGUAUUAAUUCAGCAGAUGCACUAGAAAGCUAGGAUAUUAAGGGGGAAUAAUGUGGGCUUGUCUUCACAGAAUAUUUAAUGGAAUUUUAAUGCACCUGAUGUGGAGAAAGGAAACAGUAUUUCAUUUUAAGUGGUAAUUAACAAAAUAUGCCUUCUGAAAUUAUACACUUAAUAUCUUCAAAUGAAGCUGACGUUUGAUAAUGAAGUAUGACUAAUAAAUGUCUGCAUUUAAUCUAUAAAUCAUGUGCAGUAGAUUACUGUUCCCCUUUUUAAAGGAAUUGCAGGUUGCUUUUAAAGUGGUAUAUUUAGCAGAAAACUCAACAACAUCAUUUGUACUUAUUGAAAUGGAUAGCUUCCAUUUCCCUGCCUACUGUUUGUGUGUGCGUGCAUGCAUAUAUUCAAACUUGUCUGUCCAGCAGAGUGUAAUUUGCAUGAAUAAAUGCCGCUCCUCUAAAAUUAAUUUUAUGACCUGCUAACUGAGAGUCUUCAGAAAGUACCCAACAUUAAGCAAUCAUCAUCAGAGCUUUAAAAGUAUCUUCACUCUGUCAAAUAAACUGGCUUGGUUUGUGUGACAGCUUAUUAAUAGGACAUUUUUUUCUGCUGUUAAAGGACAGGGAAAAGCUAAUGAAAGAGCUCGAACAUAUGCAGAAUAUGGACCUUGCACGCAGAAGACAGAUUGUUGCCCAGAUGCCACCUCAGUUGUUUCAGCCGCCCUACAAGCGUGUGGAAAUCAGGGAAGAAUGGCAGAGAGAGCUGGAGUGUGCCUUCGAAGACAUGUAUACUGGAGACAGGAGUAAGUAUUUAUAAGUGACUUUUGGACUGUUAUGGGGAACCCAGAGAUUCCUUUGCCGCUUAUUGGAGAUUGGAGUAAUGUCAGGCAGUCUUCCCUGAAAGACACAAGCUUGCCCACCGUUAUGUUUUACAUUGGCUGAGCAUAUUCUGUAUUGCACAGUCAUUUUCCAAAGGGCAGUGGUGAAGCCCAGCAGGCCUGGCCAGUGCAUCCCAUAAUCUGAAUGCCUAUUUUGGCAUACACACAAUGCUGUUUAUUGGUUUCUCUGUGGCAGAUUUCAGGGGGGACUUCACUAGACAAAUUGAUUAGGAGAAACAGGAAAUUAGAAAACCACUGCUUUGGAAAGAUCAAUGAUAUAAUCUUCUGUGUAGUCCCUAGCCAGUUCCAUUGGUUUUUCACAGAAGCUCAUCUUCCAUUGAAAACUCCACACCAGCACAGAUUGGGGGAAUAUAGUGGUACCUCAGGUUACAUACGCUUCAGGUUACAGACUCUACUAACCCAAAAAUAGUGCUUCAGGUUAAGAACUUUGCUUCAGGAUAAGAACAGAAAUCGUGCUCCGGCAGCGCAGCGGCAGCAGGAGGCCCCAUUAGCUAAAGUGGUGCUUCAGGUUAAGAACAGUUUCAGGUUAAGAACGGACCUCCGGAACGAAUUAAGUACUUAACCUGAGGUACCACAGUACUACUUUAGGCCUACAGCAGGGUUGGGGAACCUGUGACCCUCCAGUUUAGGUUGGAUUCCAAAGUUCCUUCAGUCCCAACCAGUACAGUGGUACCUCCAGUUACGAACUUAAUUCGUUCUGGAGGUCUGUUCAUAACCGGAAAUCGUUCUUAUCCUGAGGCGCACUUUCGUGAAUGGGGCCUCCCACUGCCUGCACGCCUCUGGUGCGCGAUUUCUGCUCGCAUCCCAGGGCAAAGUUCGCUACCAGGAGCAGCUACGUCCGGGUUAGCGGAGCUCGUAACCCGAAGCGUUCGCAAGGAGGACGGUUCGCAACCAGAGGUAUUACUGUACAACUAAUGGUCAGGGCUGACAGUCCAUCGACACCUGCAGGGUCACAGAUUCUCAAUUUUUGGCCUACAGUUGAAUAUUCUCAGUUACUAGGAUUAUUUUAGGGCUGCUCUGGAAUCGCCAUAUUGCAGCUUGCGCCCCCCAGUGAACUAAUUUUCACAUAUAUAAUACAGGACUUUUUUGGACAGAGCAUCCCAGAUAACUUAUUUAUUUUCCCUACCAUAGGUAGUGUAGUUUGUUUGUAAUGUACUGGUUUAAACUCAAAAACCAUUUCAAUUUGGGGAUCUCUAAGGAUUCUUAGAUGGGCAACACUUUUGCGUUUUUAUUACAAAUGUGAUAUUUACAAUGAAUUCUGGCAUCCAUAUUGCCCAUGUUGCAACUUGUUAUUGACUGAAGUUUCAUUACAUGUUGCUUCACUACAAUAUAAAUUUAUGUUAAGGGAUAGUCAUUAGUGGUAAGAGAAAUAGUUGUUCUUCUGAAUUGGUCUUUAGUGUAAUUGAAUAUCUUGCUUCAUAGCUUCACUUUCCUUGGCACUGUGUGAUUAAAAAAACAUUAUUAAAUGUCUACUGCUCACCUCCUCUGUAGUUGGAAUUUUCAGUAGAGAAUGUUGUGUGUUGGUUUCAUAUGGUCUAAUUUCUUUACACAGAAAUGAAAGGAGACCUUAUUUUGCACCUUGACCCACAGCCCUUGCCAAGUAGAUCUCAAGAUGAUGAGCUGGAACUUUCCCAGGAGCCAGGUUCUGUGUUUGAGGUGCCACCAAGUUUGUCGGAUGAGGUGAAGGACAGUGAGCCAAGUAGUAAGAGAAAACUUGAUUCUUAUUAAUUAAUAUUCACUUAGAAAACAAGUAUGGCCUAUCAGUUAUAUUCACUACUGGAUAUAAGAUGGUAUAAAGCAGCUGUCAAAUGAUAAGGAUAGAAAUAAACAUUGAUGCAUAUCUUGCCAAACACUGGCAUAUGACUCUUGGGUGAUACAAAAUGCUAGUCAUACUUGGAGUAGCCCUAUUUGAAUCAGUAAACUUGAUAAAUUUCAGUGGGUUGAGUUGGAUCCUGCUCAGUGGUUUCAGAAUUGUCUUGUUAACCAUGUGACCUUGGGGAGGAAUGUGCAGUUUGGUGGCACUGCAAAGUCUAAGGUUAUACGUGCCAGAGAUUAAGAGUGCAUGUGGCAGGGUAGAGUACUGAAACAUUUCAUAUUUGUAACAAGAAAUAACGAUUGACCUGGGUUGGCAAACUUCAGCCCGUUUCAUGAGUUUGUAAUCUGUUCAAAAUUCAGAACCUCGGAACUGUAGAACUGGAACUUUGGAACUGUAAGGGACCCCAAAGGGUCAUCUAGUCCAACCCCAUGUGAUGCAGGGAUCACAGCUAAAUAAUCCCUAACAGAUGGCCAUCCAGUCUCUGCUUAAAAGCCUUCCAUCAUGCAGAGUACACCACCUUGCAAAGCAGUCUGUUUCCACUGCCAAACAGCUAUUACUAUAAGAAAGUUCUUCCCUAUGCCUAGUCGGAACAUCUUUUCUUACCAUUUGAAUCCAUUGGUUUGGGUCCUACCCUCUGGAGCAGUAGAAAACAAGCUUGCUCCAUCUUCCAUGUAACAGCCCAGAGGUAUUUGAAGAUGGCUAUCAUAUUACCCUCUCAGUCUCCUCUUUUCCCUCAACCGUCCUAUAUUCGUCACUUGAAAGUGACUCUGGCCUAUGCAGGUCCUGUCCAGUGAUGCCAGGCCUUAACAUAUUGACCGCAUAUGAAUGUCACACCAAACCAUGAGUUUCAUGGGUUACUCUCUUAUAAGAACAGCUUCCUUAGUUUUCUUGCUCAUGCGUGUACUGUUUGUUUAAUUUAGGUAGUGAAGUUGAAAAGCCACGUGAGCCUCAGUCAAAAUUGGCUCUUAAAAAAUUGCUAAACAAGAUCAGGAACCAAAAAGACCAUUGGACAACAGGAAGUGAACCAGAAAUUACAAGUGAAAUUGAAUCAAUUGAAUCUGGAACAAUUUCUAGUAGAGAAAGAAGAUUAUACGACUCCGAAUCUGAGCCUGAACCAAAGAGUGAUCCUGUCUCUGAAGCCAGGGGUAUGUUCGUGUGGGGGUUUUUUGCACUUAGGAAUUAAAACUGACCAUGAUGAUGAGCAGGAUUCAAAGAACUGUGAAACUAAUUUGUGAGCCAAAGGGGCAAACAACAACCACCACCACCACCACCACCACCACCCAUCUGGCUGAGUUUCCCCAGCCACACUGGGCGGCUCCCAAUCGAGUGUUAAAAACAAUACAGCAUUAAAUUAAAUAUUAAAAACUUCCCUAAACAGGGCUGCCUUCAGAUGUCUUUUAAAAAUAGGAUAGCUGCUUAUUUCCUUGACAUCUGAUGGGAGGAUGUUCCACAGGGCAGGCGCCACUACCGAGAAGGCCUUCUGCCUGGUUCCUUGUAACCUCACUUCUCGCAGUGAGGGAACCGCCAGAAGACCCUCGGUGCUGGACCUCAGUGUCCGGGCUGAACGAUGGGGGUGGAGAUGCUCCUUCAGGUAUACAGGACCGAGGCCAUUUAGGGCUUUAAAGGUCAGCACCAACACUUUGAAUUGUGCUUGGAAACGUACUGGGAGCCAGUGCAGAUCUCUCAGGACCGGUGUUAUAUGGUCUCGGCGGCCACUCCCAGUCACCAGUCUAGCUGCCACAUUCUGGAUUAAUUGCAGUUUCGGGGUCACCUUCAAAGGUAGCCCCACGUAGAGCGCAUUGCAGUAGUCCAAGCGGGAGAUAACCAGAGCAUUCACACUCUGGCAAGACAGUCCACAGGCAGGUAGGAUCUCAGCCUGCGUACCAGGUGGAGCUGGUAGACAGCUGCCCUGGACACAGAAUUACUCCUACACCCCUUCAAAUAACUGUUUUUCCUGCCAGGAGGAAAAAAAAAAGCUAGAUUAGGGGACAGGGUGAGGGCACAAACCCCUUCUGUGAGCUGAAACACCUCUUUGGAAGCUGACCAGCAGUGGUGGCAUCAGUAUGACUGUCAUAAAUUAUAAGAGGACUUUAUAUUUAAUUUGUUAUCACAAGAACUAAGUCUAUGCUGUAUUUUUUGUGUUUUUAUAUUGUAAACUGCCCUGUGAUCUCAGAUGAAGGGUGGCAUAGAAAUUAAAAGAAUAAAUUAUAUAAAAUGAUGCAGGGUCUAACAUGAGUAACUAUCCUUAAUCUACUAUAUAGUCAUGUUAUAUGUGUGUCUACUUAGAACUGCCGCAGACACUGGACCAAAGUAUUGUUGCUGGAAAUGUAGUUCUAGAUCACCCACAAGAACAAGCAACUAAACUCAGAAAGGAAGCAGAAAGACAAAACCAGGUAUAACUGUUUUUCAGUCUACAGCAGUGGGGCAGUUCCAUUCUGAUAUGCCCGUGUUGUCCUUCCCUCUGGGGUUGUGUGAAUAAUGAAGAGCAGAAUAUGAAUUAACACCAAUAAGAUGGGGCACUUAAGUCACUAGUGUUUCGAUUUCAAAUUACAGGAAACUGAAUGUCAGAAAACUCAUUUCAAGAACAAUUAAGGCUAAACGUCAAGAUAAUGAAAAAGUCUGAAACACAAAAACACCCUGCUGCUUCCCACAGUGACCUGCACAAUAGCUUUAACUGUUCUCUACCUACACCUGGGAUGGGAAACCCUUUUUGCCUGAGUUUCCACAUUCCCUUCUGGACAGCCUUCCAGGGUCAGAGGCAAAAGUGGGUGGAGCAAUGAAUGCAAAUACACCUUUGUAAAGUACCCUAGUUUCUACACAGACACCUCUAUCCUCCAGGCAAGCAGUUAUCAGAGUUCAAGGGCACAUUGCAGCAAGGCAACAACACACAAGUGGAUGGUUUGGGAGGGGGUGUAGCCUGCCUCCCCACCCUGCCCUUCCUGAGAUUCCUAUCCCUGCUCUACUCAGUGGGGUGAGAGGAAUGGAAACCUACACAACUGAAAGGGCUCUCUCGUUUCUUUCCUUCUGACAGCCAAGAAUAAUUGCUAAUGUAAGCUUGUACUUGCAUGGUUUCAAACUUGUGACAGUCACAAUGCCAGGAAUGCAUAGAAGUCAGUCUUAAAUAUCCAGUUAACUUCAAUUUAAUUUCUAGGUUUCACUCUUCCUUUUCUUAGACAUCUGUGAUCACUACGAUAUGAUUGCAAUAUCAUACAAUUCAAAGCUGUAUUGUAAAGUUAUGGGUGUUAUUAUUUAUUCUCAGUGUUGUUUCCAUAGGUUUAAUUACAAGGAUGCAGUAUAGUUUUUACAAGAAACUUUUGAUGACUAUUUUAUGAUUCUAUAUUUUAUCCAAAUUAAUACUUGUGAUAAAUGUUGUUCUGUCAAAGAAUUUAUUUAAUGGGAGGUUCAUUGUGUACCAUGGAUUCUUUCUGUGACUGACAUACAGAAUUGCUAUUCAUUUGACUAGAUAGAGCACCAAAAGCAACAGCAGUUGGCAUUGCUUCAGCAAAUUGAACACCAGAAAAAACGUCUGGAGGCCGAUUUUCUGAAGGCUCAGUUGCAGCACCAGGAGCAGGAAUUUAAAAAAGAGCAAGAAAUGAAAGAUCAAGAAUCCCAAACGGAACAAGUGGAUAUUAGGGUCCCCUUUGUACACCAGCAGCAGGAAGUACAACAUAAGGUGAAGGAGAAAAGUUGUUUUGUCUGACAUAAUGCUGGAUUUGCUAAUUCUGUGGCUGUUCACAUCAUACUAAGCCAUAGAUGAUGCUUCCGUGUGAAAAUGAAGAUCACUCCUGCCAGCUCAUGAGCAGGAACAACAAACCACAGUUUUCCCCUUGAAAUGGUGGAUUCUGCUCAAAGAGACCAUGAUUCAUAAGCUUUUGCUUAAGAUCGUGGUUUGUUUGGAGCAAAACAAAUCAUGACCCCCAGUUUGGAUGUAUUUAUAACGGUGGAUCCACACCAUACAUGUAAAGCAUAUGGCUACCCUCAAAGAAAACCCACCUCAGUAAAUACUGUCAUAUUGUGACCGCUGUUGGCUUUGAAACAGAAACUAACUGUUCCCCACAGAACUGAUUCAAAUGAUUGCUUUUUGCACAGUGCUGAUAUUUUCUUCAUUUAAUUUCUCUUUAGCUUGAAAGAGCCGUAGAGCUACAGGAAGCCGGCAGUUCUGUAGAGGGCGAUCAUACAGAGGACGAUCAUAUACAGAUGAUUCGCGACUAUCAGCAACGCCUUCUAAUCCAAAACAGGUAUUUUUCUGUCAACACAAGAGAUUCCUGGCUACCUGUUUGAUGCUAUCUUGGCAGUGCUGCUCCUGAAAAGUGUUAUCUGCUCAAAUAUAUAUAUGUCUCUUUUAGGAUGCACAGAGUGUCAGUGGAAGAAGCCAGGAAGCAUCUGCAUGAGUAUCAGAACAAGCUGAAACAGAGAUACCGCUCAGUUUCUGCGUCAUUGUUAGGUCCUGCUAACAGACUUGCACAGCAAGAUUCUGUCCCUGACGCGCCAUCAAAAUUACAAGGAUAUCGUGGUUUGCAGAGAGUUAAUCUAGCAGCGGACCAGCCAUUUGGGACUGCUCCUGUACAAGAGUCAGUUGAGCAUUCAAAACUGCCUUGGAUGUUGGCAGUGCCAUCAUCAGAGCAGGGGGGAACAGAACAACGGUUUGAUGUCGGCAGCGGGCAUGUAGGUACUCUGGAGGGUCAAAGGCUUUUUCAGUUGACACAGGCUUACGGUUCACGCCAACAGACAGAAGAACUGGGCGCAGUGGAGACACCUUCAGCACAGUCAUUGGAAUUUCACAGCAUUCCAGAAUCAUUAACGCUUAAGUCACAGGACACUUCUGUUACAGCUCAGCCGGUGGCUCAAACACAACAUGCCCCGUUCACUUUCCCUGUGGGCAGCUCUUCUGUGUCUGCAGAAACACUCUGGUCUGAUAAACGGACGUCUCAUGCACCUUCAGUGGAGAAGAUUCUCCUCCCAGCAACCUUAAAGCACCAGCACAUACCUCCCAAAAGUUGGACAAAAACAACCUUGGAGCAAUCUAACCUCCCUCCUUUGCGGCCCCUCUCGUCUGUGCUUUCCUUUGUUUCUAGCGAGAGUCAAAAGACCCAGGAAUCCUACGCGUUAAAAAAUGGAAGUGGAUCCAUGCCCGGUUAUUCUGAUAUAGUGGAAUUAAGGGACAGAAUGAUGUCUUCCUCUGAGAGCAUUCAAGCUCAGCAAGAACACUUGAAAGAACUACAAGAGCAGCUAGAUAAGCAAAGGGAAGCUCUUCUUUCUCGGCAGAAGGUACAAGAGGACUUGCUCAUGAAAAAACAUACUCAGCUGAAACAACAAAUGGAACAGCAGCAGGAAGCUUUAAAGGAGUUUAUUAAAAAGGUAUGCUUUUUACAUGGCAUGAAAACAUUUUGAAUGUUUUUCAGUUUAAUUCAGAAUGAGAACAUCUCUUGAUUUGUUUUCCUAAACUUUGAGUAGCUGCACUUUCGUUGCCAUCAUUUCAGUCAACUCUUGUCUAGAGAUGUACAAUUUCUGGAAAUUAUGAAGUCUGUUUUUUAGUGGGGUGAUCUUUUGGGGAGCACUGAAAUGUAUCCUAAAUAUUUCUGUUUUUAAGUAUGUGAAGAGUAUAAUUUACCAUAUAAUUUUGGUAUAUUAAAUUUUAAAUGCCUUUGUUUAAACAACUACUGUGGCAGCAGUGUGAGUUGGCUGUAACAAUAUUUUCAAAGCACAGCUUUUGAAAGUAUUUCACUCAUAACUUUGGGAGAAAAUACCAAUUUCCCCUUAAAGUUAUGAAUGCUUCUAUUUCAGGCCUCAGAAAACAUUUCUGCUUCUCUCUCUCACCCACACACUUCCCAUUAGCUCUAUUCUUGCCACAGUUUUAAAGGAAAAUGUUCCUCCCUUCUUCAGUGUAUUAAUGGAAGAGCAUUUUUGCAAUCAUUUUUUAAUCUUAGCUUUUUUAUUCUGAAUCAGCUCUAUGAACAUAACUGAAAGUCCCUGGAAAAGAGGCAACAUGUGCAGUUCAGUGGUGGAGUGCAUCCUUUGCAAUUUGGAGAUCCCAGAUUCAAAACUUUUAAUAUUUAGUUAAAGGAUCUAGCCUCUUUCUGGCAGACACACUCCUGGGUAGAUGGAUUAGUAAUAAGGCUGCUCCAGUUCUAUGUAUAGGUUGCAAUUUGGUGCCCAUUUACUUGGGAGUAAACCCCAUUAAACACAGUAGAACUUAUAAGUAAGCAACCAUAGAAUUGGUCUAAAUAUCUAAUCAUCUCUUGGAUGUGUGUGAUGCCUUAUAGUGGGGAAAAAAUGCUUGUGUUUAGGUACUCUUCAUUUCUACUUAUAGGCAGGACAGUCCAGCACAUGCAGAGAUAUGACAGAGCAGCGAGAGACUGAUGACUUCCAUCUGCUGCCAACACUAGGAGCAAAAGACAGCAACCAAGAAAUGGUUCACGUUGCUGAUAUGAGCAGUCAUUCUGAAAAGGACAUUUUGUUUCAUAGUGUUCGUCCAAAUGAACAGAUUGGUAAGCACCUUUCGAUAUGUCAGGUUAACCUGCUUUUGUGUCUUGUUUUGACUUCCCUUCUUCCUUCAAAUUGAUCUGACUUGGAACAAAAUAUACUGCACAAGCUUUCGAGCUCUCCAGAACUCUUCAUCAGGGAUUCUAGGAUGAACUGGCUGAUCCCAUUUUUUAAAAAAAGGAAAGCCUGACUGCUACUCAGACCUAUUUCAUGCCUUAAGUGAAACACAGGUUUUCAAAAAGGGGGAUCAGAAUCCCAGGUGUAACCUGAUGCCUGCAGGCACCUAGCUAGUAGGGUAAUAGUGUUUCCCAGCCAUGGAACAAAGGUAAGUAUUGUUUUCCUUGGAUUGCCGAGAGAAUGACAUGCCUCAGACUGAGUAGAAGUGAAAUGUUAACUGGGGAGCUCUUAGUUUGUAGCUCAGUGUUCCAGCUGCUAUAUCAGUUGCAGGUCACCUGAACUUACCUUUACUUUACAGAGCGAUUUCAAGACACCUGGGGAAGAGAACAGACAUGGAGACUUUCAAAGCCGCCUUUGUCAAAAAUAAAGCUAGGGCUCGAUUUGGAACAGCAUGAACUUAGCGUUAUACCAGAACUUGACACACCACGGAGUGGCAGACUUUCCUCUACAGGUAAAUUGUAAAAGUGUGGUGUUGAUCAGAAGUUCUUACAUGGUAUGGCUCAUCCUCUCUUGCUGUAAAAUCCCAAAGCUUCUGACCUUUCCUAGACUUGUCAGAAAUUGUGGAGCAUAAUUCCAAGGUAACGAUUGGCGAACAAAUCCAAUAUCCUCUCAUUAAGUAGUGCUUAGAGCAGAAGGAACCUACAAAAAUACGGUAUUGCCGCUACAAAAUCUGUUAGGGCUGCGCAGCAGCUGAAUCAAGCUCUGUCAAAAGGGAUCCUUUUUUAAUCUUCUAAUUGAAAUAAGGUAUUUUAAAAGUACAGUCAAGUAUUGGUCUUUACUUCUAACAAUUGGCAACUGACACUUGCAGGCUACAGAGAACCUCUUACUGGAGAUACUUGCCUGGCUUCAAGGGCCCAUAAGUGGCAUUCCAGCAUCAGUCCAGAUGAAGAUCUCCAUGAAGAAACAGAUUUAUUAAGAAUUACGGCGGAUGGCCAAGAACCAAGUUCUGAUGAAAGUGAGAUCCAGUUCAGUGAAUUAUGGUGUGAAAAGUCAGCGAUGGAAGCCGGUGGCUUGUGUGACUCGGGUGAGAAGUGUUGCUUUUUGGAUGUGUUGGGGGCCCUUUUGGUUUGCAAUCUGCCUCGUCAAACCUAAUGAUGCUAAUUUAGCUUGAGCCAAAUAUUGUGUCUGCUUUAUAUUAGAUCCAUGGAAAGCUAAUGUGCCAUGGCACUGCUUCUGAAGAAGCCCUAAGCUCCAAGGGGAGGCCAUUACAUCAUUGCACAAUAGCUCCCAUAACAAGUUGAUUCAAUUUGGUGCAUGGGUAAUAUAGCUGAGAGCUUCCUUUGGUCCCCAUUAUAGCACCUGAUGGCAACACAGUGCCCUUCACUCACCCCUCUUGGUGCCUGUUAGGUCCGCUUGCCCCAUCAAAAAAAAAAAUCAAGUUUUGUUUUGGUUUUUUUUAAAAGCGCCUUUUAGAUUUUUGGAUGGGGGGGCAUUGUUUUGGGGAAAUGGUGUUGCCUGUUUUGUUACCUGUGUUUGUUUUGAUAUGUGUAAGUGUUUAGUCCAGUUUUAGGAGAGGGGUUCGUCUGUGAAAUGGGUUUGUUUUUGUUUCUAUUGAUUUAUUUAACCAAUUUGUAUCAUGUCCUUCCUCAUAAAACAGACCAUGUUGCAACAGUGGCAGCAGUUUCUUAGUUUUCCAGAUGUGCCCCCAGGCCCCCAAAGUUUGGGGACUUCUGAUCAACAACAUGGCAGAUUGUUGAGCCGAAGCCGUUUACUGGCCUGUUAUCAAAAGCAGCACCUUGAUUUUCACCCCUAAAAUCAAACUUAUAACGCCAUAAUGUAUUAAAUGGUUGUUAGAACAUUUUCAGCUCUGAAUAAGUUAGGUUUUCUUUCUGUCCUGGUGUGAAUCAUUCUAAGCCCCUGAGAACACUCCUGUUCUGCAGAGCAGUAGCUGGCAUUUCCCAUCAAAGUCUAUGAAGGACAUGCUCUCUGUGUGCAGGUGAGAUUGCAACAUAUGAAACGGGAGCGGAGCAUGUACUCUCUGAUAGAAGGAAGCAAGCCUGGGCAGAAAUGAAGAAGUGGGAAUGGCUUAUGGAAUAAAACCUGUUCAGAUUCAUAAAUGCUUGCUGUUUUCCUACUCUUUGUCAUUCUGAUUUAUUUUAUUUUUGUGUGUUCAGCCCACUCCUACGAACUCCGUCUUAGAGAUCGAGGCUUACCAAGCUCUGAUGAUACUGGAAAGAUAAUAGCUACGUAUCCCGAUCCUUCAUUUAGAUCUGAUUGUAUGGUUAGUCACCACUGGGUUUUAACGUGUAAUACAAUGCAUUUAUUUUAAAUAAGCUUGCUUCCUUUUCUCUAAUCUUUGUGGGGUUUUUUUUAAAAAAAAAUUAUUAAUUGGAACUGUUAAUUACAAACUGGCAUUCAGAUGUGAGCGCUGUUCAUUCUUGGUUUUGCUUUAGGGAGCUCUGAAAAGCUCCGCUCUUCUUCUUUAAAUUUCAUGUCUAGUUUUGUUUUGCAAAAGUUUUCUGGCGACAAAAUACUAAAUGGAACGCAGCACUGCUGAAUAUAGCACCAGUUGCGCAGUCUGCCUCCCUUAUUUGUGGAGUUAAAAUUGUCAUUUAAUUCUCCUUGACGAUUAAAAAAAAAUAAUCUGGAAAACAAGGCAUUAUAUUUUGAAUAGUAUUACUUAUUUUAAAAACCUGACGUUUACAUCUCUUAUACUGCAUAACAUUAGAAAAAGACACAAACCACUUUCCAUUAGUAAAUAAGCAUGACUGUGUCUUGCAUUGCUUCACUUUUCCUCUGAGAGCCUCUUAAUCGGUGACUCUGUGAUGAGAAUUAGCCAAAUCUGAGCGCCUAAAAGAUCAGCUGGUCUGUGCGGUGCAUGAUUUGUAAACUGUUCUGGGAAGCAAUACAAGUCUGAAUUGAGAGCAUGGUGAUUUGUGAUGUAUGGUUCCUGUUGAACGAAUGAGUGAAUGGAACGAGUGAAUGAGUGAGUGGAAUUUGAGUGAACGAAUGAAUGAAUGAAUGAGAGAGACAGAGAGACUUUACUGAGCAAUGAUGAGCCUGAUGUGUACUGACAAUUGAAUACGUGGAGGUUUAUACACUUGACCUGAGCUCAGAACAAAAUGUGUUGCAAUUCCGAGCACUUGGGGUUCUGGAAUUCAUAAUCGUUACAUUUCAUAUGUAUUAUUGCCUUAGGUAACACUUUCUACGGAAUGGUGCCCUUCUUCAUUAAGUCCACAGACAUCUACACAACAGGUAGCAUGUGGCUAUUUCGCUUCAUCUUCGCUUUCUGCUACCAGCUUCAUGGCCAAUUCCAAUCCUGACGGAAGUCUUGCCAAUACAGGUACAAUUUCUUACAAACUGUAAUACAAUAGACUGGGUUUUUCUGUUUACAUGGCUGUGUCCAACAUGAAAGUGUGCUGUGGAGUAGUCUGAAUAAGUUGCACAGUUCUUAAUUAUGGAUCAAAGCAUUUAUUUUCUUGAUUUGCAUGGAAUUUUUUAUGAAGUUGAGCAUGGUUGUGCUAUGUCUUGCAGAGUCUCAUUCAGGCAGGAAACAACCGUGUCAUUUCAGUUCUCCUUUGAAAGAGAAAGCAAAUACUGCUUUGGGUCCUUCAGUUUCUCUGCUGGGUAAACAGGAUGAUCCUUCAGAAGCUCCUGGCUCCCAUCUGUUUGGAGAAAUGUUGCACUCGGAUCGACGUAAAAUUCAACAGAUCAUAGACAAAUAUACAAGAGAUUUCAGCUGGUCAUCUUUAAGCAACAUCUCUUCCCAUGGUAAUGUUAGUAGAAGGUGAAAAAUAGCAAAUUCAGAAGUAUUCAGAGGGAAUGAAUUUGUAUUUUUUUAAAAAAUUAAUUUUGUUUCUUGUCCUGUGUGUUGUCGAAGCAACAUAAUUCUUCUUUAUAAGGCUUUAUAAGGCUUAUAAGAUCAUAAUACUAUACCAUAGCUUGAUAGCAUGAGAAAUAGGAGGUAUAUCUGAAUUUCACGGAACAAAGACCAGUAGAGUCUGCAACAUGUUGAUUCAAUGAACCUCUUUUUUUGAUAUAACCUCCCCACCCCCUUCUGCUUCUAGUUCCUUUUUGGAUUUCCCAUUCUUGUUGCGGUUUGUAUUGUUGGUCAACAGUUUUGUAGCUAUACUAAAAAUACAUCUCUCUAUACCCAUUUCAACCUGGCUUCAGUUCUGGGUUUGGCGCAGAAAACCACCUUGGUCACCCUGAUUGGGAGAAAUGGGUGGAAUGAGGUGCUGACGUGGUUGAUUCUCCUUAGUCUUUACACCUUGUAACUUGGAGCCUUGAGAGUUGUGGGGAAAGCCCAUAGUCUUGCCAAUGACUAUAACCCCUAUAUGAGAUAUAGGGGCUUACUGGUUGGUUAUGGCACUCUGUCUCCUGGAAGUAUGGCUGUCUUACUUGUUGACAAUUUUCUAGCAUCAACUUAAAACACAUUUUUUAAAUUCAGGCCUUUGAGAGAUUGCAUAGGGUUGAGUAUUAUGGCUGUUGCUGCUGUGUACUGAUGGAAAUGUUUUUGCUGUAUAGCAGAAUGUGGAACCUGUGGUCCUGCAGAUAAAGUUGGACUACAACUCCCAGCAGCCCCACCCAGCAUGAUUGACAGCCAGUGGUGUGAUGAGUGUUUGUACUCCCCACAGCAUCUGAAGGGCCACAGGUUCCCCAUUCCUGCUGUAUAGUUUGGGGUGUUAAGAGUUUUAAUAACCAUGCCUUGGGGGUCCUACAGGAUUAAGGGCGUUGGAAAAGUAUGAUAAAUUAAUACAUAUUUUUAAAUGAUUGUGACCAUUUGGUGCAACCUUUUAAUUGUUGAAAGGGACACAGGUAGCGCUGUGGGUUAAACCACAGAGCCUAGGACUUGCUGAUAAGAAGGUCGUGGUUCGAAUCCCCGUGACGGGGUGAGCACCCGUUGCUCGGUCCCUGCUCCUGCCAACCUAGCAGUUCGAAAGCACGUCAAAGUGCAAGUAGAUAAAUAGGUAUCACUCCAGCGGGAAGGUAAACAGUGUUUCCGUGCGCUGCUCUGGUUCUCCAGAAGCGGCUUAGUCAUGCUGGCCACGUGACCCGGAAGCUGUACGCCGGCUCCCUCGGCCAAUAAAGUGAGAUGAGCACCACAACCCCAGAGUCCAUCACGACUGGACCUAAUGGUCAGGGGUCCCUUUACCUUUUUAAUUGUUGAGACUGCUGGAUUGAGUGGAGAUUAUCCCAGAAGACCAUCUUUGAAGGUGUGAAAGCAUUAAAGAGGGUUUAGCUGUUGAUUUUUAAAUGCACGUGCUGCCUCAUUGCCAGUGUGUUUGAUGUGUGAUGUAAAACAUUCUGUUUUGGCAACAGUCGAUUUUCCUUUUAACCUUUUUAAGAUCUGGCGGUCGAUACUACUGACCUUGAGAGAAGUUUUCCAAAUUUCCACCGUGAGCUUUUUAAGCCUUUGGAACCAAGAGCUGACUUUGAUACGCUCUCAACCUUUUCUCAGAACAGCAAGAACCUAAGCAAGGUAUUUCAAAAAGUGUUUGUUCCUAUACAUCACGGGUUAUUACAGUUAAGAACUGAUUACUAUUAUUCUCACAUAAAACCAUUUCUGGUAUUUAUAGUGUUGAAGCAGUUUGUAAUCUUACAAAAUUCAGGGGAAGUAGGGGCAAGUCCAGGAGAUUUCUUUCCUCCUUACCUGGUGGGUGACAAGCUUUAGCGCACCUUACCCCUAGAGGUUAGAUCUUCACAUGGCCUUCUUCUGUGGGAAUGUGAAUUAUCUUCAGAUUACUGCAUAGCCAUGUAAGAUUCCACAGUGGAUGUUAUCAGUUGGCUUGUCAUUUAACAGAUAUAUUACUUGAAAAUAUAAUUUGAAUGUCUCAGUUCUUAAAUUUCUCAUAACGCACUUGGUCUCUCUCUGCCUGCACACAUUUUUCUGUCAGCAGAAUUCCACCUUAUUGAAGAGCCACGAAUUAACAGCUUCCAGCUUGGAAGAAGGAAGCAACAACCUUUCUCUUCUCAGUACAGGAAAACUAAGUGAUAUUCCACCAACGCAACAGAGUGGCAAAGAGGCAAAGGAGCAGAGGCAAGGUAAUUGUUCCGUUUGGUCUUCACAGGACAGAAACUAUUCUGGUUGCUGGUUAAUAGAAUCCGACAAACCAGCAACACCAAAAACUGGCUUAUGAAUAUAAAUAUUCAUAAUAGUCGCCUUUGACUGAACUUAACCGUCCAGGGGUCCUUUACCUUUUACCUUUUUACCUUAUAAUUCAGCAAUUAGUCAGAAAGUCAGUCUCUGGCAUCUCUAGUCAAAGGUUAAGAUAGUAGGUGAUGUGAAAGACCCCUCUCUGCCUGAGAACCUAGAAAGCCGCUACCUGCCAGAGUAGACAGUAUUUGGCUAUAUAGUCAAGUAGUCUGACCUUAUGCAAAGUCAGACCAUAUGCCCAUCUAGCUCAGUACUGUUGACACCAACAGGCAGCUGCUCUUCAGGGGUUCCGGGAAUCUUUCCCAGCCCUACUUGGAAACACCAGGAUUUAACCUGCAAUCUGUUGCAUGCAAAUCAUGUACAGUAUUGUACUAAGCUACAAUUAGUAUCCUGUGUUUCUAACGAAGAAAGGGGAAAAAAAUCACCCCACCUCAUCUUGAAAUUCAGUUCUGCUUUGAUCCAGGUUAGAAUUUUUGUUUUUGUUUCUCCAUUCCAGGUGCCGAAGAAUCGUUUGAACACCUACCUCUGCAAUCUUCCUUAAGAGAGUUUCCACAGAGUGGUGAUAAGUAUGGAUCCUUCAGCGCGGAGUCCGAACGAAACCUUGAAAUGAGUAAAACUAAUGGGAGCAGUAUCUAUAUCGCACCUGAGAGCACACAGUGUGAGGAGCAGGGAAAUGAUGAGAUCACCACCCUUUAUUCUUCCAUUGAAAAUUUCCGUAGUCCAAGCCUAGCAGAAGAUGGAGGCUCAUUUUAUCAGCUAGUUCCAGAUAAUGGAACAAGGAAUAGUGCUCUUGGGGCCACAGAGUCGGAGAAAGAAGGCAUGUCAACAAAAGAAGAGAGCCCGUAUUUUGCCGAAUUACCCACUGCAUCAACUGACAGCAAGUGUAAUACAGUUACAGAAAAGGCAGCUGUAAAUGAGGAUUUAGAAAUUGAUCUCUCUCAGUGUACUUUGCAAACUGUGGGAGAUCAGAGUCCUCUAAUAACAGAGACGAUGCCGAGUUUGACUCCAGAAAUGAACUCUAAGCUCUCAGUGAGCCCUGUGCAAAAUUCUGUGCAGCAAACUGGCAGAGUGCCAGAUGCAUUUCAGCAACCAAAUUUGACUGCCAUGCAUGCUGAAAGUUCACGUUCCUCUUUGUCAAGAAACGUACCAGUCUGGGUGAGUGAACUAAAACUAUAAGUAGCAUGUGGUAUCAAGUUGGGGCUUAGUCUGAAACUGUCCAAAUCCUGCCUUUCUUAGCAUAUUGAUGAAAGUAGAGCAUUGACCUAAAUCACAGAGAGCCAGCACAAGGUCUGUGGUUUACCUGUGAGCCUUCUGAAAUGCCAUCUGCGGCACCUAAGCUUCCGUUGGGGUUUUUGAACUUUCAAACAGGUGUAAAGGAAUUGAGCUAAAUGUCAAGGUGGCUUGGCAUCUCAAGUGCUGCAACAAUACUGGCAUGUGUGAUGUCUGUGCAAAUUAUAUUAAAUCAUGCACAUCCAAAACAUAGCAUUCUGUCAUUCUAAUUUCUAGGAAACACAUACAGGGCAAGGGAUUAUGGAAGAACCCGAGUUGACUCUAAUAAGCUCCAAUGACAUCAGCAUUGCAGAAUCAGAUUUGGAAUUCUUUGGACAAGCAGAGAGCAGAAAGGAGAAAACCGAAAACUUGUCUUACGUUGAUCAUUCUGAAGCAAUAAGCUGUCCCAUGGUAAACAUUUUGGUUCUUCCCCCUUCCCAAUAGACCCAUUUUCUGUGGGUGAGGUUAUUGUUGUCUUUACUAGUUUGCAAAAAGGGAUAAUCCGUGAAAUUUAAAUUACAGCAUGGUUUGAAUUUGCAGCAUUUAUUUUUUUAUUAAUAAACAAACCGAUUGCUUGCCCUUCCUCAACAGGUCCUAGGGUGGGUUACAACAUUUUAAAAUUCAGGAUUAAAAACAGUUAAAACAUAUUACAUUCAGAGAUGUGUCCUGAACCACCUGUCUCAGAUGCUGAAAGCCGGGGUCAAGAGGUGUGUCUUCUGCAUUUGCCAAAAGCUGUAUAAUAAAGAAGCCAGAAGCACCUCGGUGGGGGUGGAAUUUCACAGCUGCCACAGAGACCGUCCUCUCCUCUUCUGGGCCACCGAAUCCAAACUUCUGAUGGAGGUGGAACUACCAAGAGGGCCCCCUCUGCUGACCUUAAAAACCAGGAGGGUCUGUAGGGAAGGAGACAGUCUAUCAGAUAUUUAGGUUUAACAAGAUCCUAGCUAAUAAACUGAACUUUGAAAAGGGCAUGGAAUUAUGUGCAACCUGAGCACACAUCUAGCAUAGCUUUGGAAGCAAUGUGGUUUAUAAUAAAGAUGUAUGAUGGAAGAGAGAGGGAGUGUGCUAGAGAAGUCUUUAGCCUAUUGGGUUUUAAGUGUGUGCAUGAUUGCAUAGGUGUGUUCUUGUCCUGUUUAGCAAUUUCUUUGAGCUUAGCCUCUCCUUCUUUGGACGUUUCUCACCAGCCCAGCAACAACCCGUGGACAAGUGCACAGAGAUGCUUUUGUAGUAAUAAUAAUAUCAUAAGUUAUUAUUUAUACCCUGCCCAUCUGGCUGGGUUUCCCCAACCACUCUGGGUGGCUCCAACUAAAUAUUAAAAAUACAGCUGCCUUCAGAUGUCUUCUAAAAGUCAGAUAGUUGUUUAUUUCCUUGACGCCUGGUGGGAGGGUGUUCCACAGGGUGGGCGCCACUACCAUGAAGGCCCUCUGCCUGGUUCCCUGUAACCUCACAUCUCGCAGGGAGGGAACCGCCAGAAGGCCCCUGGAGCUGGACUUCAGUGUCUGGGCUGAACGAUGGGGGUGGAGAUGCUCCUUCAGGUAUAUAGGAUCGAGGCCGUUUCGGGCUUUAAAGGUCAGCACCAACACUUUGAAUUGUGCUUGGUAACGUACUGGGAGCCAAUGCAGAUCCCUCAGGACCAGUGUUAUAUGGUCCCGGAGGCCACUCCCAGUCACCAGUCUAGCUGCUGUAUUCUGGAUUAGUUGUACUUUCUGGGUCACCUUCAAAGGUAGCCCCACAUAGAGUGCAUUACAGUAGUCCAAGCGGGAGAUAAGUAGAGCAUGCACUACUUUUGCACAGUUGUGUGUAUGUAGCCAGCUGCAGGAGUGUGAAAAGUUGGGCCACAGAUUCCGGCACUGCUAUUCCUUAGGGGGACUUAAUUAAAAUUAAACAACAGAUUGGAAUGACAGAGCGAGGGGAGGAGUAGUCAUUCCCACCAAUUCAGUAUGGAUCUAUGAGAAUCCUUUGGAGGGGCAUUCAAGCCUUCCGUACUUUUGCUGUUUGUGGGAGUUAAGCUGCUAAGACAAAUUCCAUCUCGUUGCCCCUUCCUGUGCUUGUGUCUAUUCCACCCUUUGAGCCUUUGCUAUACAGUGUCCGGUACACACACAAUACUUGUGGUGUUUAUAGGUUCCCCCAGUAAGUUUUUUCCUCCAGCCAAGCCACUGGAAAGCUACGUCAACUGUGGCUUCUUGUGCCCCUUCUAUUCUCUAGCUGUUCUGUACAUGCUUGGAGUCCUCUGUGUUAAGAAUCAUCGCACUGCUUGAGAUCGAAUUUGUAUCUCAAAUCCAGUGAAUUCCAAUUUAAAACACAAUUUCUACUUCCAUUUGGUUUUUAAUUUUUUGCAGUUCCUUUUGUAGCAGUACUUUAUUCCUCGUAAUGAAGUGACAUUAAAGUUUACAAUCAUCACGUUACUUAUUACAGCCAAUUUUACUCUCUUAGCAGAGCAGAGAAUUUUUACCUUUAAAUUCAGAAGUGGACAACUCCAUUUGCUCUCAGCCUGACUAUCCAUUAGCAGCUUGCAGCACCCAAGAGGAUUCUUGUCAAAGCUCCAAACAAGAAGGUAGGUGUGCAGUAGCUUCAGCAAAAGGACAAGAGCUGAGGCAGCAUAUCAGCUUAUGUCAAGAAAAGAAUGAUGAAUGCUUAGCUAAUGAUUUAUCCGUCUUUUCAGGAGAGCAUCGUUCUCGGCCGUGCAAAGACCAGAAAGGCACAGAGCUGUGCUCUGCAAAGCCUUUAUUAGACAUGUUCUUGCCUUCUUGUGGGCAAUAAAAUGUUAUUUUUAGUGCAUUCUGAAUUAACUGAUUGUAUCCCAAUCUAGAAAUCUACAUGCUUUUGGCUCCUUUGGUUACAUUUUCUUCCCUUCUGUAGAAACUGGUUGGUGAGAAAACAUGUGUUUUCCCCUUCACUGUUGUGAGUGUCUGAAAGGCAUGGCUUAUGCUCACCAAUGGGCCUCUUAAUGUUUCAGUUUAAUUAUUUUCUUCUUCAAUAAGCCGAGAUAGAAUAAUUAGAUCUGUGAAAGUUUAAAAGCUGUCGUGGAUAUGUACUAAAAACCGUACUCCCACAUGAUAUAUGGUAAAUGAAAUAAGGUCUCUCAAAUAACUUCAUGAGUAGAGGUUUCACCUUCCCUCCCCUACAGCACUGUUGCCAGAGUUCACGUCUGCCACCGAGAGCUUGCAGGAAGCGUUUUUCAGGCGGAAGAAAGAUUUCAUUGAGAGAUCCUGUAAAAGAGUAGAGAAGAUCAAAAGUAGAAAGCGAAGUUCUGAAAAGCCUCUGGCUCAGGCAUCUCAAGAGAAAGAAGCCCAUCUUCAUAAACCAAGAGAGAACUUGUCGCCUCCUGGUAAUUUUAUUAGCAAGCCAUUCAAAGCUUUAGACCAGAGAUACCAAGCAAGGAAUGGAAUAAGCCGAUAUGUUUUCUUCUCAUAGUUAUUGUUAUUAAGGGGCCUUUCCCCCUUGAAAUACUCAACUACUUAAGAGAUGCUUUACAAAGUAUUCUGCUCACCCUGGGUCCUUAUAGAACAAUCAGUUGCUGGGGAGAGUGUUGGUUGCUUCCCAUGGGCAUUUGGUCAGCUGCUAUGAGAACAUGAUGUUGGAUUUAGAUGGGCCAUUGGUCAGAUCCAGCAUGCCGUUGUUAUGCCUUCCACACUUUGUUCAGUGUGGGUUAAAAAUUCAAACAUUGCUGCAGUCCAUUUCCUAUUCCAUUGUGAAUGAAAAAUAUAUAGUUGCUCUGGGGAAAAACACUGCCUAUUGAAUGUGGUCUCAUGAACUUUAUGUUAAACUUAGUGUGUUCUGGUUAACUCCAAGGUGCAGCACCUGUUCAUUUGAAGAAAGUAGAAGACUUUAAAGUGUGUUCCGCAGAGGACAGGAAGGCAGCAGAAGCACAGAUGUACCAACGCACUUCAAGGUAUUGUGGGAGCCACAUUGGGCAGAAACCGAACUAGUUUAGCUGAUCAAGCUACUUGAUUUUUGCUUGAAGAAGGCCUCCCUUUUAUUUUGAGAAAUUGACUGAUUUCCCCCUCCCCUCCCCUCCUUAAAGCAAAAACAUGGGGUGCAUUCAAAAAGCAUCCAACGUAGCAACAAUCCUCAGCUGUCAGUCACAGGUGGGUGAGGCUGCCCAUCUGUCAAAUACAUGGCUUUGCAAGUCUCCAACCACCUCCCCUUUUAAGCUGUGUCUUGGAAAUUUAAAAUGGGAGGGUCUGGAGACUUGAAAAGCCUCAUGCUCCCAUUUCAGAUUGAAACAAUAGCUGCCUUAAAACCCCUCAUUAUUCAUAAAAGUGCCUCAUUAUUCAUAAACACUGAAUCUUACUAUUUUAUUGUCUAAUCCUCCUUCUGGAGAGUGUUUUGGGCAGUCCACUGCUAAUGUGCACUUUUUAUAACCUUUGGGCAGAUUGUAUAAUAAUCUAGCUGAAGUGAAAACCAGAAAGCAGGAGAGAGAGCGACGAGAAAACUAUGCCAAAAACCGGGAAAGAGCCAAGGCAUUUCAAAAGGUAAAAUGCUUGCAAACUCCAUGUGGUUUUGAAGCAGGGUUUUUUCAACCCGAGGCAUGCAUUCUCUCAUGGACAACCUUUGGGGAGGAGGGAGGGAAAUAUCAGUGGUAAGCAGGGCAAGAAGUGGGUGGAGCAAUAGCUUGCCUUUGUACAGUAGCCUACAUUAUUGCCACACAAGGAUGGUCCCCUGCACUCCCCUCCAUCAUGGCAAAAGGACAUUGGGGUGUGGCCUGGGGAGUCCUGAAGGCUGAAUAGAGAAACCAUCCAGCCUCCAGGUAUUUCUUACCUGCUUAUUGCAGGAGUGAUCCCAGAGUGCAUGACAGCAGAAAAUGCAAACAGCAUUUAAAAUAAUCGUAACAGCAAAAUCAGCAGAUCUCACAAUGGCCUGAACAAUUGGGAGGGUCUUCAGUUGAUGCUGAAAACUCAGCUGUAUUCAAAGAGAAAGGGAGUUCCACAAUCAGGGCACCUGCCUCAAGAAUGCGACAUGUACAGAAUGUGGCAUUCAAGAGGGCCCCAUGGAACAGAUGGGCAGGUCCAUAAGGGAGAAGAUAUUUAGGGCCUAAGCUGUAUGCACCAAAAUGAAAAAGCAGCUGCUGCUACAUUAUUAUUCUGUGAAAUCUUAAGAUUUUUGCAAGCGUAUGUAUGACUUUUUAAGUUAAAAUUGAGAAAUAUUCUAGAGCUCUUUAUUAGGGAAAAGAGCCCAUUGAUUUAUCCUUGAAACCUAUUGAGUGGGUUAUGUGCAUCUUAUUUGCUGAUUCUCCCUAGCUGACAGUUGACUUCCUCCCAUCUCAAUACAGAAAACAUUGGAAAACCUAAGAGCCAGAAAAACAACAGCGAAAAAAUAAUGUUCUUCAGAAGGGACUUCCAGGUGGACUAAUUCUUCGCUGUAAAGUAAAAAAACGACUCAAGGUCACCUUUGUAAAUAUAUGAUGUGCCAGCCUUAUAUAUAUUACAUUCAAUUUGGAUAAUUUGCCAAUAUGGCCAAAGCUGUAUAGAGUGAAUUGCCAUAUUUUCUACAAUUAUGACUUUUUAAAUCAAGGAAUUUUUAAAAAAACUUUACAUGCCCCCCUUGCUUUUGUAUCACUUUGUUAUUUAUAAUAAAAUUUUAACAUCUGG